Poecile atricapillus (Black-capped chickadee) is the source of this 6631-nucleotide messenger RNA. RefSeq names its product fer-1 like family member 6 (gene FER1L6). The record is from RefSeq and is a predicted model, not a curated record. Lineage: Eukaryota; Metazoa; Chordata; Aves; Passeriformes; Paridae. The transcript has 41 exons. Gene Ontology annotation, cellular component: membrane. Gene Ontology annotation, biological process: plasma membrane organization. Bases 1 to 5583 code for a protein of 1860 amino acids.
AUGGAGCCCUCAACAGUGGUACCUCAGGCCCACAGAAAGGGGCUGUUUGCUGGCAUGAAGCUGAAGAAAAAAAAAAAAGGCGAGAAAGGGCUGACAAUUGCAAACAAAGAUGCAUUGGGUGAUCAUGAUGAAGCUGCAAAUUUUCUCCACGACACUCUUGGAAGACAGGAAGAGGUAGAGGAAGACCUAAUAAACAGUGAUGCUCUGUCCAGUGCUUUUGGAUCCUUAAGCCCAAAUAGAAAAAGGGCAAAGCUGGUGACCAGAAUUCAUGAAGAGGAGAUGAAAUCCCAGAACUACCAGAUUGCCAUCACCAUCAUCGAGGCCAGGCAGCUGGUGGGCGACAACAUCGAUCCUGUGGUGAUCAUCGAGAUAGGUGAUGAGAAGAAGCAAACAACAGUAAAGGAAGGCACAAAUUCCCCUUUCUACAAUGAAUACUUCGUGUUUGAUUUCGUUGGACCUCAGGUGUUGCUGUUUGACAAAAUAAUCAACAUCUCUGUUAUGCACAAUAAACUGAUUGGGAGUGUGCUGAUAGGCUCCUUUAAAGUGGAUCUGGGGACAGUGUACAUUCAGCCAGGUCAUCAGUUUUGUGACAAGUGGGCACUUCUCACAGACCCUGCUGACAUUAGGACAGGAGCCAAGGGGUACCUGAAGUGUGACCUCAGUGUGACGGGGAAAGGUGACACAAUACAAGCUACACAGAAAACAGCUGAUACUGAGGAACAGAUUGAAAAGAAUCUCUUGAUCCCCAAAGGCUUUCCAUCUGAAAGACCAUGGGCCAGAUUUUAUGUGAGAAUUUACAAAGCAGAAGGACUUCCAAAGAUGAACUCUAGCAUCAUGGCCAAUGUCACCAAAGCAUUCAUAGGCGACAGUAAGGACCUUGUGGAUCCCUAUGUGGUGGUCAUGUUUGCAGGUCAAAUGGGCCGGACAACAGUACAAAAGAACUGUGCAGAUCCAGUGUGGCACGAACAGAUUAUCUUCAAAGAAAUGUUCCCUCCACUCUGUCGAAGAGUCAAAAUCCAGGUCUGGGAUGAAGGCAGCAUGAAUGACGUGGCCUUAGCCACCCACUUCAUUGAUUUGAAGAAAAUAUCAAAUGAACAAGAUGGUGACAAAGGGUUUUUGCCUACUUUUGGGCCUGCCUGGAUCAAUCUCUAUGGCUCACCCAGGAACCACAGCCUCAUUGAUGACCACCAGGAGCUUAAUGAAGGUUUUGGAGAAGGGGUCUCCUUCAGGGGACGUCUCUUCCUUGAGAUUGCUGUGGAGAUACUUUCAGGAGGAGCCCGUGAGUCAAAGUUUUCAAGCAUUAUGAAAUUGCCAUCUAAAGACUUCAAAGCACUCAAAGGAAAAGACAAAACUGAUAAAGCGGGAGAGGAUCGAAAGUCAGCUUCUCCUUCAGACAAAAUGAACUCAACUGAAGUGGAAGUUGAGCCAUUUGAUGUACCUUUAGAGAUCUAUGAAGAGAAAAUUGAGGAAUUCCUUCUCUUCGGGACAUUUUUUGAAGCCACAAUGAUUGAUAGGAAGUUUGGGGACAAGCCAAUAACCUUUGAGGUUUCUGUUGGUAACUUUGGAAGUAUUACUGAUGGGGUGUCAGGAGGAACUGGAGGGAAAAAGAAGACACAUAAUGGAGAAGCAGAAGAAAGCCUUCUGCAUGAGGGGGAAGGUGACAUUUCUCAUGACCUUGGAGUACCCCUGAUAUCUACCACACCCCCUGAGAAGCCACUGAUCACAGGUGGGAACAGGAACUACCAGUACCUGCCAUAUGAUGAGAGGAAGCCCUGUAUCUGUGUAAGGAGCUACUGGGGCAACCAAACCUUCCGGCUGUACUCUUCCAACACUCUUGAGAAAAUGGCAGAUCACCUGGAAGAAUCAUUAGAGCAAGUAAAGGACUUGAUCAAGGUUUCAGAGACUGCAGCUGAGGAGAAAAUGAAGAAGACCCUAAAUGGUUUUAUCAAUCAAAGCAGGGCAUUCAUGGUCAUUGCUGAAAAGAAGCCCAAAGGGUUGAACUACACUGCUUUGGACAAAAAGAGGCUCAUGCUGUUCAAACAAGAGCUGGAAGCAAUGUCCAGUGAUGCCAAGGGAAUCAUUGAGCAGCAGAAAAAGAAGAUGCCACUGGAUGACAUGAUUCGUGAAACUCAGAGUUUUAUAGAUAAAAUUAGAUUCUUAGUUGAUGAGCCACAGAAUACAGUGCCUGAUGUGUUCAUCUGGAUGAUCAGCAACAACAAAAGAGUUGCAUAUGCAAGAGUCCCAGCAAAAAACAUUCUCUAUUCCCCAGCGACAGAGCAGAGAGGCAAGGACUGUGGGAAGAUUAAAACUCAUUUCCUGAAACUCCCAGGCAAGCGCCCUCUUGGCUGGACUGUGCAGGCAAAAGUGGACAUCUACCUGUGGCUUGGACCUAUCAGCUAUGCCCACAGUGCCAUGGAGAAUUUGCCUGUAGGAUAUGAGAUUGAAUUACCAUCUAACAGCAACUCAGGGCACAGUGUGCUACCCUCACCUGCUUGCCUGCUGUAUAAAACCCCGCACCUCUUCCAGAUGAGAGCCCACAUGUAUCAGGCGAGGGGGCUCAUUGCCGCUGACAGCACUGGGCUUUCUGAUCCUUUUGCAAAAGUUACUUUCACAUCACGCUGCCAGACCACAAAGAUCAUUUCUCAGACAUUAUCCCCUACCUGGAACCAGACACUGCUUUUCAACAGCAUUGUGCUUCAUGGUGACAAAGAGGAGAUUUCCCAGUUCCCACCAGAGAUUGUCAUCGAGCUGUAUGAUGAUGAUGCAGUGGGUAAGGCAGAAUAUAUUGGGUCUACAGUGGCUGCCCCUGUGGUGAGACUCGCUCAUCAAAAUUAUGAGCCACCAAAACUUUGUUACCACCCAGUGCACUGUGGAAGUCUUUCAGGAGGAGACCUUCUUGCCGCAUUUGAGCUUCUGGAGAUUCCUGAGUCAGAUCCAGACAGACUUCCCCCACUGGAUCCACCAGAUAUUGGCCAGAUUUACCCAGUCCCAGCUAACAUACGGCCUGUUUUAAGCAAAUACAAAGUGGAGGUCCUGUUCUGGGGUGUUCGAGAGCUGAAGAAAGUCCAGCUCCUCUCGGUAGAUCGGCCCCAGGUUCUCAUUGAGUGUGCAGGGAAAGGAGUCAAAUCCUCUGUCAUACAGAGCUACAAGAAAAAUCCCAAUUUCACUGGCCUUGCAGAUUGGUUUGAAGUGGAGCUGCCUGAAAAUGAGCUCUUGCAUCCACCACUAAGCAUCUGUGUGGUCGACUGGAGAGCAUUUGGGAGAAGUACUCUUGUUGGAACACAUACCAUCAAUUGCCUGAAGCAAUUCCUAUGCAAAACCCCAUUAGGUCCUCAAGCUGCAUCUAACAGAGUAGACAUUGCAGAAACUGAGAAAGCUUUACCUGAGUCAUCCCAGCCUGCUGUGCUAUCCCAAGAAGAACCAUUUUUAGCUGAUGACAUCUACGUUGAGGUGGAGCAGGGUAAAUGGACAGUGGUAGAUCCAGACCCAUCCCUCACAGCACUUCCUGCCGCUGAACCAGAGCACUGUGCCUCUGAGACAAGGAAAGAGAAGAAACAAAAGGAGAUGAAAAAAUCCAUCCGACGGUCAACAAAGAGGAGAAAAAGAACCAUUGCAGAUGAAUCAGCUGAAAAUGUUAUUGACUGGUGGUCAAAAUACUAUGCUUCUGUGCUCAAAAUGCAAAAGGCAAAAGGAAUUUUUUCCAGUGAAGGAAAACCUGAAGACAAUAAGCAGACUUCUGACCACAUAGCAUUGUUCAUAGAGGAUGAGCCAGACAAAAAGAAGAAGGAUAAGACAUUGAAAAGGACACAGAAGGAAACUCCAAACCUAGCAACAUUGCAGAUUUAUGAAGGAGACUUGGAGAGUGAAUUUAAUAACUUUGAGGACUGGGUGAAAACUUUCCAGCUCUUAAGAGGAAAAUCGAAUGAUGAAGUUCAUGCUGAUGCUGAAGACAGAAUAAUAGGAAAAUUUAAGGGCUCCUUCUGCAUUUACCCAAGUCCUGAGGAUGGCAGCUUGCUGGACGGAGGGCAGCCCCGCAUCCUGCAAGGGAUACCCCCAAACCACUCUGUCAAAGUGCUCAUCAGGGUUUAUAUUGUGGCAGCAUUCAACCUCAGCCCAGCUGAUCCAGAUGGCAAGUCAGAUCCCUACAUCGUGCUGAGGCUGGGCAACACAGAAAUUAAAGACAGAGAGAACUACAUCCCCAAGCAGCUAAACCCCAUAUUUGGAAGAUCAUUUGAAAUCCAAGCUACAUUUCCCAAGGAUUCAUUGCUCACGGUCUUGAUCUAUGACCACGACUUCAUUGGGACAGAUGAUCUUAUUGGAGAGACUAAAAUUGAUUUGGAAAAUCGUUUCUACAGCAGACAUCGAGCUACCUGUGGGUUACAGAGUCAAUAUGAAAUAGAAGGGUACAAUGCAUGGCGAGACUCAGCCAAGCCAAGUGAGAUCCUCACUAAGCUGUGCAAGGACUACAGAAUAAGUGGACCCUUCAUGAGGCCAGGAGAGAUACAAGUAGGAACAAAAAUCUUCAAGGGACAGACAGUCUUCACAGAAGAUGAGAACGAGGAGCCAGUUGAAUCAUAUGAACAUCUCUCCUUAAAGGUUUUACGUGCUUGGGAAGAAAUCCCUGGAGCUGGCUACAAACUGGUCCCAGAGCACAUUGAGACUCGGCCUCUCUAUCAUAAGGAUAAGCCAGGCAUGGAACAGGGUCGUGUACAGAUGUGGGUUGACAUGUUUCCUAAUGAUAUGCCUCUGCCUGGACCUCCUGUGGACAUUUCACCAAGAAAACCCAAAGGAUAUGAACUGAGGGUAAUAAUCUGGAAUACAGAGGAUGUAAUUCUAGAAGAUGAAAAUAUCUUUACGGGGCAAAAAUCAAGUGACAUCUAUGUAAAAGGGUGGAUAAAGGGCCUGGAAGAGGACAAACAGGAGACAGAUGUACAUUACAAUUCCUUGACAGGAGAGGGCAACUUCAACUGGCGCUUUGUGUUCCCGUUCCACUAUCUCCCAGCAGAGAGACAAAUGGUGGUUACUAAAAGAGAAAACAUAUUUUCCUUAGAAAAGACAGAACGCAAAAUACCUGCUGAGCUGGUGCUUCAGGUGUGGGAUUUUGAAAGACUCUCUUCAGAUGAUUUCUUGGGCACUCUUGAAUUGGACCUGAAUGGGUUUUCUCGAGCGGCAAAGACAGCCAAGAGCUGUGACCUAGGCACAGUUGUGGCAGCAAGUGAAGAAAACAAGAUCUCCAUAUUUCAGCAGAAGCGCAUCAGAGGCUGGUGGCCUUUCAUCAAGGCUGGGGAGCUCACGGGGAAGGUGGAAGCAGAGUUUCACUUGGUCACUGCAGAAGAAGCUGAGAAGAAUCCAGUAGGCAAAGCUCGAAAGGAGCCUGAGCCCUUGGAAAAACCCAACCGACCAGACACGUCCUUCUCUUGGUUUGUAAACCCUUUCAAGUGUUUGUAUCACCUGAUCUGGAGGAACUACAAGAAGUACAUCAUCAUUGGCAUAAUUCUGCUUAUUCUGGUUAUCUUCCUAGUUCUCUUUAUCUACACACUGCCAGGUGCAAUCAGUGAAAGGAUAGUUACAGGAAAAGGGUAGAUCAUGUCUCUCAGUCAAUCAAAAAGGAAACUUCUGCUAAAAAUAAGUCAGGCAAAAAGAAUUCAUUAACCUGAAAUACUUCUCAUUCCUUGUAAAAAGAAAAGUAACAAUUCACAUCAGAAAUUGGAGCUCUCAGAAUAUUUUCAGAAUAUUGGAAUGUCUUCUUUGAAUGCUCAUUCAGACCUAUCCUUAAUGUGCAUUAUCAUUUAUAUACAUUAAUGUACAUUAAUGAUAUAUAUUAAUGAUGUGUAUCAUUACUGCUGCAGCUUUAUUGACAUUAUUAUUGAAGUGUUGUUAUGCAUCUAAAACUGAAUUUAAGAGUAAAUUCUUCAAUGCCAUGCAGAAAUUAAUUCCUCAGUCAAGUAUUUAUUAUUACAGAUGAAUGAUUAAAUAUUAAGGUCAAAAUAAACACGAAGAUAAAUGUAUAGUACAUUAUUUGCAUAGUUGUAUAAGUAAUUCUUUUAAUUGUUUUUCAAUAACCUUAUACUGGCAUGAUUAUUUUUACAUAAAAGGUAUUAUUAAAAGAACUCUAAGGUUAAGUUGUCUCAUUUGGUGUCAUGUAGAAUUUAUCCUGCACCUCUCAGUAAAAAUGCUGUGCUCUACAAAAACGUCUCACACACUCAUAAAUGAGCAAAAUGCCAAGGACAGGGAUGUAGUAGCAGAGAUUGAAAUAACUUUUUCCAGCUGCAAUUUGAAAGUGCUGGUGGUCUCUGGAGGGGAGGGAUCAGGAAGAUGAAGACAUCCAUGAGCAUUGUGGAAACUGAUGAUUCUUAUAGGGAACAGGGAAAAUCCUGCUGCUUGAAAAGCAAAGGCAAAGAGCAAUGGAAAAGACAAGGGCUGCAGAAUGGAACAAACCAUGGAGUAUUAAAGAAAACAAGGAAUAAAACCUUACACAGUUAUCAAUGUGAAAAUCCUACUUAAGAAUACAUAAAAUGUGUCAUGCACAAGGCAAGGCUUGAUAAUUCAGUGACUCCACCUGGCCUUCAGAUGAGUGCUUAUGAAUUUGAAAUAGCCAUCCAAAUCUCCUCCAGUGUCACCCACAGUUAGA